AUGCCUAUCGGAGUAGUCAUGUCACCGCCAGAUUCCACUCAGAACUCUGAUGAAGAGGACAAUGGUUCAAGAGGGAGGAAGUUGGAAAAUUUGGAGGAGUUACAAGCUGCUAUUAGAGUCAUCGAGCAACACCGAGAGAGUUCACCUAACCGGGCGUCAUCAGAGAUUGAGAGACUGACCCAAGCUAUAUCACUUCUACCCAUCAACAAAGACACAAAGGAAACAAAGGAUAAGCCAACGUCGGAGCACAUUGAAAAGACCCAACCUCCUCGAAAGCUUCAACAUCAAAGAUCGAGCACGGAAACAGUUUUCCUCGAUCUAAGAAGCAACCAGAACAACCAGUCGGCACCGGAGACCCCUACAACUGGCUCUGAUGAUGAGUUGAGUGAUGAAGAAGCCGAGAUGGCCAGAAGGAAGCCUCAGAUGCUUAGGAAGAAGUCAGGAGAACUUGUUCGACCAGCUCUCCGUCCAUCCUCUGCGAAGAGGCGCCCAUCAUCCAUGCCGGGUACUCCUACAUUCUCCAAGGCGGUUCAUUUCGAUUCACACCUCGAACAUGUGCGCCACUUCCUUCAAGUCGAUCGACCUCUCGCCGUCAGUGCUGGUUCUUCUCCGGUUGAAUCAUACGAAAGUGACUCGGAAUUCCCAUUCGGUCAUGAUGAUGACUCCAACAACAGAGGACCACCUUUUGAAUGGGAAAUCAUCAUCUCCAACUUUCCACCCAUGACUGCCUACCGAGCAGCGAUGCCCAUUCGUGUAGAGAGGGUUUUCCUAUCGGCAGACAACAAGAACUUGAUCGGAACUGUUGCUGUGACCAACUUGGCAUUCAACAAGUUAGUCGUUGCAAGAUUUACCUUGGAUUACUGGAAGACCACAUCGGAAGUCGUUGCUGAAUACAACAAUGAUAUCCGUCAACCGAAACAUUCUGAUGGAUGUGAUCGUUUUAACUUCAACAUCAAGCUUGCCGACCAAGCUAACCUUGAAGCAAAGACGAUGUUCUUCUGUGUCAAGUACUGUGUCAACGGUGUGGAAUACUGGGAUAAUAACAACUCCACCAACUUCCAGAUUGAUUUCCGAAAGAAGGCCAAGUUGCAAAAUGGAAAGAAGAGCUCACCAGCAGCAUCAAGAUCAGCCAACUCACUACCGAGAAGUAACAAAAGGUCACCACCGGCUGCUCCAAUCAAGAAGUCGACUGCUUUUGACGACUUCUCUAAUGACUUUGAUUCCAAGUAUCUGAACUCCAACUUCAAACUGCCGGUCGCAGAUUACCUUGGAGACUCCAAUACUGUAAGAUUGAAGGGAGUCAAAUCUGCUGUCACCUUGGCAUCUGACAACCGCAGCCGACGUGCAACAAUCAACACGAACACUGCAGGUGGUCAAGCCUUUGGUCACAGAUAUGACUUUGGUGCUUCUCUUAAUGCUGCUAUUAGUGCGGCUAACUCUUCCCUGGGUGAAAAGAGUGGUAUCACCAUGAAGUCAAAGAGACCUGCACCAAUUAGUGAAACGAGAAAGUUUAUCAACCAUGAUGAACAAGUAUCACCACUUUCAAUGUCAGCUCCAAAGACUUUUGACCACUCCACUCCAUCCAAGACUUUACCUUCGGCGGGUACAAGCACAAGUGGAACAGAUUCACCAAGACCCGUUGGUACUGAGAAGCCUGUACUGGCGUCACAAUCAUACAAUGAACUUCUCGACAAGUAUUGCUUCUUUGGGUCAGUGAAGAACUCGCCACAAUUAAAAGAUGGUACUGCGAGAUCUGGUCAAUAUGAUGGAAAUAAUGAUGAUGGUUACCUUUUUGGUUCCGUCGAUUCAACGGCUAGCAAUUCACCAAUCACAAUGCCACACAUGAAUCAUCGAUCUUCCUCUCAUGGGGCAAGCCCUGAAGGUACUCGUUCCACAUCGCCCGCUCCUAUGACAGGCUUUGUUUCGGGUACGUCUCCGAUGUAUCCUUACCACAUGCAUGGUGGUUUUCCGUUCAACGACACUCAUGCAGCAACAGCAAUUCGAGGUUGA
Messenger RNA from Sclerotinia sclerotiorum 1980 UF-70, 2010 nucleotides. RefSeq lists its product as hypothetical. The transcript is spliced from 2 exons. Lineage: Eukaryota; Fungi; Ascomycota; Leotiomycetes; Helotiales; Sclerotiniaceae. Gene Ontology annotation, biological process: regulation of glycogen biosynthetic process. Gene Ontology annotation, molecular function: glycogen binding; protein phosphatase 1 binding. The record is from RefSeq and is a predicted model, not a curated record. Bases 1 to 2010 code for a protein of 669 amino acids. Gene Ontology annotation, cellular component: protein phosphatase type 1 complex.